CAGGUGAGACAACCACUUCACUGUUUUUCAGUGUCAGCACUACACCCCUCCCAAUGUCAGAUAUAACAACAUCAACUACAUCAACAGACACCACUCUAGGACCAGGAAAGGACAUGUCAUCAUCUGUACCUACAACUUCUCUUCCACCCACCACAGCAGAAUCAGCAACAGCUCAGAUAAGUCUACAAACUACAGCACGUCCUGUCAGCACCUCCACUCAGGACAAAACAGCCUCUUCACAGAAACAACACACAGAGAGCACUGAGACCACCAAAGAAGCACUAACCAGCACCGUCACAAAAUUCAGCGCAUCAACUUUUUCAUCAUCACCAAGUGGAAAUACCGUUACUACAGGUGUUUUUGAGAAAACAUCCCAUUCAGAUGAGACAACCACUUCAUCCCUCUCCAGUGUAAGCAGUACAUCCCUCCCAACAUCAGAAUCGAUGCCAUCAACAACCACAAUUGACAGCACUGUAGGACCAGGAAAAGACAUGUCAUCAUCUGUAUCUACAACUUCUAUUCCACCCACCACGGUACAUUCAGCAACAACUCAGACAAGUCUACAAACUACAGCACGUCCUGUCAGCACCUCCACUCAGGACACAUCAGCCUCUUCACAGAAACAACACACAGAGAGCACUGAGACCACCAAAGAACCACAAACCAGCACCGUCACAAAAUUGAGCACAUCAACAUUUUCAUCAUCACCAAGUGGAAAUACCUUAACUUCAAGUGUUCCCGAGAAGACAUCCCAUUCAGGCGAGACAACCACAUCAUCCCUCUCCAGUGUCAGCAGUACAUCCCUCCCAACGUCAGAAUCGAUGCCAUCAACAACCACAAUUGACAGCACUGUAGGACCAGGAAAGGACAUGUCAUCAUCUGUAUCUACAACUUCUCUUCCACCCACCACGGUAUAUUCAGCAACAACUCAGAUAAAUCUACAAACUACAGCAUCUCCUGUCAGCACCUCCACUCAAUAUACAUCAGCCUCUUCGCAGAACCAGCCCACAGAGAGCACUGAGACCACCAAAGAACCACAAACGAGCACCGUCACAGAUGACUCUGCAGCUACUGAAAUGAGUCUACAAAGUACAGCAUCCACUAUCAGUACCUCUACUCAGGAAACUUCAGCCUCUUCACAGAAACAACACCCAGAGAGCACUGAAACCACCAAAGAACCAGAAACCAGCACCAUCACAGAAAUGAGCACAUCAACUCCUUCAUCCUCACCAAGUAGAAAUAUCUUUACUUCAGGUGUUCCUGAGAAGACAUCCCACUCAGCUUCUGGCCCUACAGUCACCUGGAGCUCCACCACCAUAUUCACAGGUCAUUCCACACUUCUAUCUGGUACCAGCACUUUCCCACUAUCCACAGCAUCUUCAAGCUCCACUGUGAAGACUGAGACAUUAGGAACAAUCACAACCUCUCUGGGGACAGACAGUGGGAGAACCAGAGCAACGUCACUACCCUCAACUGUCCAGACCCUUAAAUCCUCACCUCCCAGCACAGGCACACACUCAACAGCUACGCCCGUCCCUAGCAAGCCCGGGAAAGGCGUUUCCCUCUUCCCCUUCGGAGCACAUGUUAGAGACGUGGAGUUUGUCAGGAGGACUGUGGACUUCACCUCGCCACUCUUCCAACCCCAGAUUGGCUUCCCUUUCGGCUCCUCUCUCCGAGAUUUCCUCUAUUUCACAGAUAACGGUCAGAUCAUUUUCCCGGAGACAGCGAACCAGAUUUUCUCCUACCCUAACCCGCCCUUUCGAGGCUUCACAGGCUGGGACCGUCUGGCUGUGGUGGCUCCAUUCUGGGAUGAUGCUGAUUUCUCCAGCCGCAGGGGAACCAUAUUUUACCAGGAAUAUGAGACGCUCCAUGAUGGCUACAGACCACCUGUAGUCCAGCAGGUGGAGUCUUGGAUUAAAAGCUUUACGAACACCUUGAACUACAAAGCCAGGUGGACCCUAAAGGUCACAUGGGUCAAUGCCCCUGCCUAUCCCGCCCAGUGGACCUUCGGGACCAACACCUACCAAGCCAUCCUCUCCACAGAUGGGAGCCAAUCCUUCGCCCUGUUUCUCUACCAAAGUGAUGGGAUGCAGUGGGAUGUGAGCCAGCACCCAGGCAACCGGGUCCUCAUGGGCUUCUCCAGUGGAGAUGGGCUCUAUGAAAACAGCCCCCUGACAUUCCAGCCAGCGUGGCAGAAGUAUCGUCCGGACCGAUUCCUGAAUCCCAACUCAGGCCUCAGGGGGCUGCAGGUCUAUAAGUUACACAGAGAAGAAAGACCCAACUACCGUCUCAGGUGCCUGCAGUGGCUGCAGAGAGAACCUCAGUGGCCCAGCUGGGGCUGGAACCACAUCUCCUGCCCUUGCUCCUGGCAGCAGGGACUACAGGACUUACGAUUCCAGCCCAACCAUAUAGGCUGGUGGGGUCUCGGCAGCAGGCAGCUGUGCAGCUUCUCCUCCUGGCGUGGGGGCGUCUGUUGCAGCUACGGGCCAUGGGGAGAGCUUCUCCAAGGCUGGAGAGUGCAGAGCCCUUGGCACCUUGAGCAAGAACUGGAGCCACAGGCCUGGUGUUGCCACUGGAAUGACAAGACCUCCUUGUGCACCCUGUACCAACAAAGGCGGCCCCACAUCAGCUGUGCAGGGUACCGGCCCCCCAGGCCUGCCUGGAUGUUCGGGGACCCACACAUCACCACCUUGGAUGGUGCCAAUUACACUUUCAAUGGGCUGGGCGACUUCCUGCUGGUUAAAGCCAGGGACGGAAACUCCUCCUUCCUGCUGCAUGGCCGCACUGCCCAGACCGACUCGGCCCAGGCCACCAACUUCAUUGCCUUUGCCGCUCAGUACAAUUCCAGCAGCCUGGCCCCCAUCACAGUUCAGUGGCUCCUUGAGCCCAAUAACACAAUCCACAUGCGGCUCAAUAACCAGACUGUGACCUUUGGAGAAGACCAGAAAAUCUUCAACACCACUGGAGUCAUAAUGACCCGCAGCGGCUCCCUGGUGUCAGCCAGCCUUGACGGGACAGUGGUUGUCUCAGUGGUUGCUCUCUCCAACAUCCUCCAUGCCUCCUGCAGCCUCCCAGAGAACUACCGAAACCACACGGAGGGCCUCCUGGGGGCCUGGAAUGACAGUCCAGAAGACGACUUCAAGAUGCCCAAUGGUACCUCCAUUCCCCAAGGGAGCACUGAAGAGAUGCUUUUUCACUAUGGGAUGACCUGGAAACUCGACGGAACAAGCCUCCUUGGCAAGAGGGACGACCACCUGCCUUCCAACUUCACCCCUGUCUUCCUUUCUCAACUGUUGAAAAACAACUCUGAGGACAAAAAUUUGACCGGGUGUAACGGAAAUAAACAAUGCAUCUAUGACACCCUGGCCACAGGAAACACGAACACUGGACUGGACACGUGGAAGCUCUUUCGAGUAUACCAGCAGACGAACGCCACCCUCAAUCAGUACCCACCCUCUAUUGGUGGCCCCCAGGUGGUGAAAGCCUUCAUGGGGCAGCCCAAGCUGUUUGACUAUGGAAGCAGCUCUAAGGAUGUCACAUUCACUCUCAGAAACAACCCCAGUGAUGACUUCAAGCUUUUUGAGAAUGGAACACUGCUGUGGACACCCAACUCGAUGCAACCAUUCACUCUGGAGAUUCUUGCAAGAAAUGUCAAGAACAACUUAUCAUCUGUAGCCCGGCCGAAGACUGUGGUGUGUGCCUGCAAGAAAGAGAAACAGUGUUUAUACAACGAGACCAGCAGGGUGGGCAAUGCCUCCCUGGAGGUGGCCGACUGCAAGUGUGACAAGAACACCUUCGGUCAAUACUGUGAGCACUCCAAGGACUACUGUGAGGAGCAGUGCUUCCCGAAUGUGAAGUGCAUUCCUGGGAAGGGCUGCGAGGCUUGCCCCUUGAACUUCACCGGGGAUGGGCGUCACUGUUCACUUCUGGAAGACUCUAGGCUCUGUAAGAACAACUCCUGCCCUGUGGAUUACUGCUACAACUCGGGCCGUUGCUACAUCUCCCAGUCUCUGGGCUGCCAGCCCGCCUGCAUGUGCCCCCCAGCCUUCACAGAUGCCCGUUGCUUCCUGGCUGGGAACAAGUUCACUCCAACCAUCAUUUUAGAACUUCCCUUAAGAACCAUCCAGCUCUAUCUUAGUGAAGAAGAAAAUGCCACUGAAGCAGAGGUCAACGCUUCGGUAGCCUACAGACUGGACAAGCUGGACAUGCGGGCCUUUCUCUGGAAUAGCAGAGUGCAAAAAAUUGGCCCUCCAGCAGCACUGGCCUCAGGAAAAUCCCUGCAAAGGUGGGAAGUCUUUUCGGAGUUCCAGUACAGCCCUCGGGGUCCUGUCAUUGACUUCCUGAACACCCAGCUGCUGGACGCAGUGGUGGAAGCAUUUUUACUGAAGGCGCCUGUGGGGAAGUGGAAGAGAAGUGAAGAGCCCAGGAACAACGUAGUCUUCUGCCCCGUCUCCAGGAGAGAUGUGCUCAGCGUGAUAGCUUGGAACGUCAGCGCGCUGCAGCCUUACUUACGUUGCAACAGCUACAAGGGCUACGAACUGGUCUACAGCCCGCAGGACGGCUUCACGUGCGUGUCCCCAUGCAGUCAGGGCUACUGUGAGCACGGAGGCCAGUGUCGUCACCUGCCGGAUGGGCCCCGCUGCAGCUGUGUGUCCUUCUCCAUCUACACGACCUGGGGCGAGCACUGUGAGCUCCUGAGCAUGAAACUCGGCGCCUUCUUUGGGAUCCUCUUUGGGGCCCUGGGCGCCCUCUUGCUGCUCGGGGCCGUGGUGUUUGCGGUCCAGCGCUUCUGGUGCUCCGAGGCGCGGUCCUCCUACCUCGUGGAUUCAGAAAGCUGAAGCCUCAUCCCCACCCACAGCUGUGGCCUAAAAUACCUCGAGACCCACCCCAGCCACACCCACAUACUUCCAGCCGCCUUCGAUUUGGGGAGAUUGGGGAAAGGGAGAUGACUGAAGGUGAUUGAGGAUUCUUCAAGGAGAAUGAGUAAUGGGAAUGAAUUAUGAUAAAGACAAGAGCACAACUUAUCUGUUUACACAAAGGUGGACUGGAAGAGACCCUAAAGAUCUACUACAUAAAGGCAUGGAUUCUCACACAGGCAUACUCACGAGGAGGACUGACCUACACACACACACACACACACACACACACACACACACACCAGAGUUAAUAAUGGGGUGACGGCUCUAACUUAAAAGUCAAAAUGCAUUUGCACAAAAACUCUU
Molossus molossus (Pallas's mastiff bat) is the source of this 5222-nucleotide messenger RNA. It is a transcript of the gene MUC4, whose product is annotated as mucin 4, cell surface associated. The transcript has 26 exons. The record is from RefSeq and is a predicted model, not a curated record. Gene Ontology annotation, biological process: cell-matrix adhesion. NCBI's taxonomy places the organism in Eukaryota, Metazoa, Chordata, Mammalia, Chiroptera, Molossidae. Bases 54 to 4838 code for a protein of 1594 amino acids.